UUUUGACUUGUCUCACUCCCAUCUCUUCCCAUAGGAUACCCAUUUUCUCACUCUCUUUUUCACUUUCCAACUCGCGCUCUCUUACUCUUUCCACCCUUUUUCUUCACAGUAAGAGACAGCUGACCAGUCGCAUAUCUACUUUACUUCAUCCACCUAGGCACUUAUCUUUGAACGCCUGUACCCACUGCAUAACUACCUGGGUAUUCUCUCCCCCUCCAAUAUUUAAUUGAUUGGUCUUCAUCCUAUCUUACUUGCUCCGUAAGACUUAACUGUCAACUCCCUUGCCCUGUUCUGAACCAGUUCGUUCGAGUCGAGAACAAAUCCCCGUCAGUCCGCCUACCGUUGUCUUCUGAACAACAACUCGACCGUUUAUUAAUUCUGGGGAUAUCUGUUUGAUCGUCGUGCAUUUAUUGUGACGUCGCCAUAUCUCUUUUAGUGAAUUUUUUUUUUUCACCCUUUCUAUUUGCUAUUAUUACAACUACUUCUUUUCUCUCUGCGAAAGACAUCCAUCCAUCUAGUCGCAACCUUUUCGCCACACCAUCGGCGGCGCGACCGGCCCCCAAUUGAACACUGGGCAGUUUUAGAAGAAUUGCGUCGACGCCUUUUCGUCGCGACGGAGUCGAAAGGGGUUGGCCUUUCAAAUCGGGGAGAAAACAAGAAGAAAAAAUUCACCCCCCAAAAAAGAGAUGCCUGCAGAAGUCGAUACUGCCGCGUCGGCAACAAACACCAACGCGCAAGAUUCACCCGCGUCGGCGACAGCUGCCAAGUUCGCGCCGAUACAAGACAACAAUACUGACGAAACACUCCGGCCGUCAGUCGAAAAUAACAAAGUGGAUUCAACCACACCGGCCAAAAACGGAGUCGCAUCUGCCGGUCAAGGAAUUGCCGGUGCCGGGGAGGACGAUACCGAAGCGAACAACCCCAGCUCCUAUAACAACUUCGAUGACGACGACGACCUGGACGACGACGGCGACGAUAACCUCACGCCGCCGCCUGACUCGCCUAGCCCUGUCCCUAGCCUAUCUGCUGCCAACAACAACUGCCUUCAGGACGAGAUAGUGGUCGGCACCAAGGCUAACGGAGUCAAGCCGUCUGCUCGUGUCCAGCCAGAUCAAGACGACAUUGACAUGGUUGAUGCUGACGUCUCACGCGGCGGCUCACAUUAUCCCAAGCGUAAAAGGAACUCGAUGUAUGCCUCAUUGGAAGACGACGCAAGUGACGUUGCCGCAUCGCCAGCGCUUUCCAAGCCGGAUUCGAUGGCGAUGCUGCUCAAGGGCCGCGACAAAGUCCGAGGCAUUACUCUAGGCUACUGGAGAGACUCGGAAGUGCCUGAGAAAGAGUUCAAGCACCAGGUCGUUGGUUUCAUAGAUGUUCGAGAUCGACUGCGUACUCGAGUGCAAGCGACAUCGCGUUUUGGCAAAAUUAUGACUGACAGGUUUCCUCUGCCGCCUGGUCCAGGGGGCAGCUGGGUGACGUUUGAGCGCAUCGUUUUUGAAGACCACCUCGUCCAUCUAGACCAUGAGCAGAUCAAAGAAUAUGUCAAAGUCCGCGGAGAGACCUGGGGCACCGAGACUACCGACGAGGAAGUGGCAGCGAACAAUAGUGCGGCUGUCAAGGAAGCCGUCGCCCGUGUUCAGGCCCGUCCGACCCCAGAAAACGUCCCCUUUCAACAGCCCAUUAUUGCUUAUGGCGAGGACAUACCAGAUCACGCCAAGGUAAACCGCGCCCACGAAAAGAAGAAGCGCCGUCUGAACAGCAUCCCUAUGUCAUCGCCACAAACGCCUUCGCUGCCUCAGCAGCCCUCCUUUACUGUUGAUACGCCAGACAUAGUGCCUCCUCCACGUGGCCGCGGUGGUGCCAAGGCUGGAACCGUCUACGAUGAUAUCCCCGGCACACGUCCUACUAAGGUUGUCGUUGGGUACUGGGCCAAGUCGCAAGAGGCAGACCCCAAGGACAAGCAUGCCGUAUAUGGAGUGCUGGGCUCCAACGACAUGUUUCGUGUCAAGCUCGUCAAGCAUACCAGAGACGGCCGUGCCAUCAACGGUGACUUCCCAUCUGGCCCUGGUGCAGUCUGGAUCAACUGGGAGGAAGUUGUGUUUGAGCCACACCUGCGCAAGCUCGAGCGUGCUGAGAUCAAGGAGUAUUGUCGGAUUCGCCAGAGUCAUUAUGACGCCGGCGAGUUGCCCCAAGAUAGGAUUUCCAACGAGACAAAGGCUGUACACGAGGCUCAAGUUCGCGUCGAGUUUGGCCGCCCACAGAACCCGAUGGCCGCAAGUCAAAUGCGGCAAGUUGCCAAUGAGCCCAUGAUCCUUCCGAGCCGGUCCCAAUCUGCCUACCAGGGUACGAGUAACCAUCAGGUGGAUGACGAUAGCGAGCAGCCACAGCAUGAUGGCGCUGCCGUAAACGAGCCACAGAACGUCGACCCUAGAGAGCGUCCUGCGAGGCACAUCGUCAGUGAUGACAACUACGACGACGACGAAACUGUUGAGUCUGGUCCAGGUACUGGCCACGAGCUUCGUCAGUCCAGACGUUCAACGAUGGCGCUGGCCCAAGCCCAGAAGGAGAUUCCUCGGCCAGCUCGUCACUCGUUGCCCAAUGCUUCUGAGCUUCGCGCUGCCAACCGACGCCCGGCACCGGGGUCGGUGCCGGUCCCGGCAUACAACGACAGCAGUGACCGCAUGGCUCGCGUGAACUCGAUUGCCCAGCAGAACCUGGCCAUGGCCGAGUCGCAUCAGGUACGCAUCAGCCAACGCCAAAGCCUCAAUGGCGGCAACGUGAACGGGGGCCCCUACCACUCGGACAACUCGGCCGCCAGCUUUGGUGCUGCUACUUCUCAGAUGCAGCGGAUCUGGGCAAUGCAGGAGGAACAGCGCCUCAUGCCUGGAACUGUCGACAGACCCGCUCCUGUCGAGGAGAUCAAGGUUGAAGUCAAGGAGCACGCGGGGAUUACGUAUGCUCGCAAAAAGAACGGGCCGUUUCCCGGAAAACUUGCCAGCAACGGUACCCUCAUCUCAAUUGAUGGUGAGGACUAUGUCGAGUACCGCGUGCUUACCAAACCUAGUUUCACCUUUUAAGCGCUUAGAAACUCAUCUCUUAAGGUGUAAUACCCUUUAUCUUGGCGGAGUUGACCCUUUCUGGCUUGAAAUUGGCCUCUUUUUACGCAUACCCGGCGAGCAAAGAUUGACCUCAUGGAAGUUUUAUCCUUUUUCUUUUCUUUUUCUUCUUCUUCUUUGGACCCUCGUCGGUCUUUUGUAUUCUCAUUCUUUGUGUGUGUGUUUGUUCAUUUCGUCUCUGUGGCCUCUGGCUUGGGCUACAUGCUUAUUUUGUUUUGCGCGUUAAUGUUCCUUUUUUCCUUCUUUUUUGGUAAUGUGAUAGUGGAAAUCACUUGCUGGGUUGUCAUGCCUGGGAUGCAUCUGACUGGCGUUGGCUGCUUCUGCAUGGCCUUUUAUGACCGUUUUUUAUUUGUAACAUGGCUUCUCUAUGUCAAUUCACUUUAAUUCCCCAUCCACAAUUCUGGUCAUCUAUUAUGUUCAUGGCCAACGGAUUCGUUUACAAAAGUUUACAAAAGUCAGAAGAUUAGUGUGCUUUAUCUUGAGAUGUCACAACUUUCAAGUAUAUGUCUGUAGAACCUUUUUACCCCUGGGCUUGGUAUUUCUCCGUGUAUUGCAGAGCGCGACAAAAUUCUCUAGAUUCAGUCUGCUAGAUUGAGACGCUUGUUCCAUGUCAGGUACGCAUACAUUGUGCGAAGAAUUGU
Messenger RNA from Pyricularia oryzae 70-15, 3754 nucleotides. RefSeq lists its product as uncharacterized. The record is from RefSeq and is a predicted model, not a curated record. Lineage: Eukaryota; Fungi; Ascomycota; Sordariomycetes; Magnaporthales; Pyriculariaceae. Bases 687 to 3074 code for a protein of 795 amino acids. The transcript is spliced from 2 exons.